UGGUUUUUCUUUUCUCUUUCCAUUUUUCUUCUCCACCGCACGAACUGUGAGUGAGUGAUUCAUGAUUCUUCUGAAAUUUGAAUAAACUUAAUGAAUAAGUGAAUCAAGGAAAGAGUUAAUGAGUCUGUGGAGUUAAUUUUGGUUAGGGUUUCGUGAUGAUUGAAGAAAGAGGAAUCAGUAAAAUUAGGAUUAGGGUUCUAGAAUGGAUUGAAAAUUUUAUAUCAAAUUGAGAAUGAAAUCAAGUAAUGAUGGGUAUUGGGUGUUAAUUUUAAGGUUGAAUUUUUAGUUAUUGAUUUUCAAUUUAAUUCACAUUGAAGAAUCAGUGAGUUAGGGUUCCAACAUGAACUGGAAAUUUGAUUGGUGAUGAAUACGAUGAAAUUGAAAGAUGAUUUUGUUAAAUUGAGGUUUAGAUUCGUAUAAUAAUUGGAUGAACUCCAUCGAUUAGGGUUCUUAAUAGAAAAGAGAAUUCAUGGUUCACGGGUUUGAAACUUAGUUGAAAAAAAAAAGAAAAUUGACGGUUUAGGGAUAUGAUGGAAUCAAGUUGAAGAUUAAGCAAAGGGUGAAUCAUUUGUUUCAAUUUGGAAUUAAUCUGAGAACCUGUUAUAUGGAUAUUAGGUUACUAGUUUGAGAUGAAGUGUAUGUGAGUUGGAUUAGUAAUAUGAUGGGAUGAAGAUGGGUUUGCGUUUUUGUUGUUGUUGAUUAGCUCAAGAAUAUGGAGGUAAGGCUUUCACGGUUUCUGGUGAUACAGUCGUUUUCUCGAAUUACGCGGAUCAAAGACUCUACAAGCAGAUAAUUGGAGAUUCCUUUGCCAUACCAAUUACUCCAGAUUAUGGUGGACCUGUAGUUAUAUCACAGUAAGGGAAGAUACUCGUGACAGUAGCAUAAAUCCCACCACGACAAUUGUAUCCGUCACCUUUAAUGGCGAAACUAACCAAGAACCAAAAGUGUUAGUCGGUGGAAAUGACUUCUACGCAUUCCCCCGUCUGGAUUCCAAAGGAGAGCGGCUAGCUUGGAUUGAAUGGGGUCACCCUAACAUGCCAUGGGAUAAAGCACAACUUUGGGUUGGUUACAUUUCCAAGGAUGGAGAUAUAAGCCAAAGGAUCUGUGUUGCCGGUGGUGAUCCUAUGCUGGUAGAGUCUCCAUCUGAGCCCAAGUGGUCCUCUAAAGGGGAACUAUUUUUCAUUACAGACAGGAAAAGUGGAUUCUGGAACCUUUACAAAUGGAUUGAGCACAGAAACGAGGUGGUAUCGAUUUAUUCCAUCGAUGCUGAGUUUACAAAACCGUUUUGGGUUUUCGGUGCUUCCUCGUUUGAUUUCAUCCCAACCAAUGGCAACAACAACUUAAUUUCUUGCAGCUACAGGUCUCUCCAUUAUAGUUAUCACCACUAUAUUCCUUUUUGGUCCAUUUGUUGUAAUUUUAGCAUUUUUGUUCUUUUAAUGGUGGAUGUGCCGUUUGAAAUUUGAUUUCAGCUGUAAUUGAUAACAUGCAGACAGUUUGAGAUGAAGUGUAUGUGAGUUGGAUUAGUAAUAUGAUGGGAUGAAGAUGGGUUUGUGUUUUU
Papaver somniferum (opium poppy) is the source of this 1558-nucleotide messenger RNA. RefSeq lists its product as uncharacterized. Lineage: Eukaryota; Viridiplantae; Streptophyta; Magnoliopsida; Ranunculales; Papaveraceae. Bases 1035 to 1463 code for a protein of 142 amino acids. The record is from RefSeq and is a predicted model, not a curated record. The transcript is spliced from 7 exons.